AUGCCCACAAAGCGUAAAUUUAGCUCAAGAUUUCCAACGGUUUGCCAUUUCUUUAAUUUUUUUAUUGCAUUUUAGGCCAGAAUCAAGAAGAUAAUGCAGUUAGACGACGAAAUUGGGAAGUUAGCUGCCACUGUGCCGCCUGUCGUUUGUAAAUUUUCUUGAUAAAUUUUACUCGUCUAGCCCGUGCUUUAGAACUUUUUAUAGAACAGCUUACUUCAAAAGCCUUCGAGCUGGCCGUUGCCAGAAGCUCGAAAACCAUUCUUCCAUCAUUUGUGUAA
Molecule: messenger RNA, 278 nt
Organism: Spirometra erinaceieuropaei
Lineage: Eukaryota; Metazoa; Platyhelminthes; Cestoda; Diphyllobothriidea; Diphyllobothriidae
Source: the annotation of a GenBank genome assembly